AUGUCCGAAAUGAUAGAAAUCAAGACACAUCCGUCGAGUAUACAGGAACCAAGUGCCAACAGCCAAAGAAACGACAAGCAAGCUGUAGAGAAAGUAUCGAAGUCUUCUGCCAGUGAAAUUCAAGAUGUUCCCAACGGGGGCCUGAAAGCCUGGCUGCAAGUGCUCGGAACUUUCUUCAUAUUCUUCAACACCUGGGGAAUACUGAACACAUUCGGGGCUUAUCAGACGUACUACGAAACAGGGCAAUUGUAUACCACAUCGUCGUCCAACAUCUCCUGGAUAGGCUCCGUUCAAUCCUCCUUGCUUUUGAUCCUCGGGCUUGUGACUGGACCGCUAUACGAUGCUGGAUAUUUCCACGCGCUUUUAUACAGCGGGUCCUUUAUGAUUCUUCUGGGGCAGAUGAUGACCAGUCUUUGUCAUGAGUAUUACCAAGCGCUCCUUGCGCAGGGCUUUUGCAUCGGCAUCGGGGUGGGACUUAUCUUCAUCCCUAGUGUUGCAAUUCUGUCUACCUACUUCGGCUCCAAAUUAGCUCUUGCGAAUGGCAUAGCCGCAGCUGGAAGUGGUCUGGGGGGGAUAUUGUACCCUAUCAUCUUCCACAGACUAUGCGACAAAAUUGGAUUUGGCUGGACUGUCCGAGCAAUUGGGCUUGUCAUAUUCGUGACUCAACUUAUCCCACUCGCACUCUUUAGAGUCCGAGUCAUACCUUCUAGCAAGAGGAAGCCAAUGGACCUUCUUGCUUUCAAAGAGCCAGCCUAUACCUUUUUUGUUCUCGGAGGCUUACUUACUUUCACUUCUUUGAAUAUACCCUUCUUCUACAUCCAGUCUUAUGCCAUUUACGAGGGGAUAUCCGCUGAUAAAAUGGGAUUCUAUCUUCUUUCUAUCAUUACCACCGGCUCAGUCUUUGGCCGAAUUUUCCCCAACUUCUUUGCCAAUCAUAUCGGCCCCUUUAACAUCAUUUCUUUGUGUACCAUUAUAUGUGGCGCUUUGAUGUUUGCCCUGGUGAACUUAUCCAGUCUGGCGGGCAUGGUGGUUGUCUCGUUGCUGUACGGCUUUUUCUCGGGGGCUUUUGUUUCAUUGCCCCCAACCUGUUUUGUGCAACUUUCCCCAGAUCGAAGUCUUAUCGGAACAAGAAUGGGCAUGGGAUAUGCAGUCAUGACGAUAGGCAACUUGAUUGGCACGCCUGUAGCAGGUGCUAUCCUGCAAAAUGAAGGGUUCAACCCAAUGUGGAUCUUUGGGGGAGUUAUGUCGAUUGCAGGAGGGUUAAUUAUGAUGGCCAGUCGGAACAUUCAAGGGCAAUGGAAGUCACUUGCUAGGGUGUAA
Penicillium antarcticum is the source of this 1320-nucleotide messenger RNA. Its product is annotated as MFS general substrate transporter. Gene Ontology annotation, cellular component: fungal-type vacuole membrane. The transcript has 3 exons. The record is from RefSeq and is a predicted model, not a curated record. Bases 1 to 1320 code for a protein of 439 amino acids. Gene Ontology annotation, molecular function: transmembrane transporter activity. Gene Ontology annotation, biological process: transmembrane transport. NCBI's taxonomy places the organism in Eukaryota, Fungi, Ascomycota, Eurotiomycetes, Eurotiales, Aspergillaceae.